AUGUCCAGCCAGCCAGCCGCAGUCCCACCACCACAUGUUUGCAAAGAAAUCCCUCCAGUGGAGAAGGAUAUCCCCAUCGACGACUGCGUCUUCCGCAGCUACAAAUGGCCUGCUGCGAAGGAUAACUGGAAAGGCCGUGUGCUUUUCGUCCACGGAUACAGGGACCACCACCAGCUGUACAACGAGUUGGCUGAAAGCGUCGCCAAAGCUGGGUUCGACUUCUUCUUUUUCUAUCAACGUGGAGAAGGAGAAAGCAGAUUGGUGGACAACUCCAAAGGUGUCAGUGACGACUACUAUGCGUACAAGGCGCUCGACGACAUGAUCGAGUACAACCUCAAGGAGCUGAGCGACGAGAAGCUGCCUGCCAAGUUGCACCUGAUGGGAGCCUCGAUGGGAGGGGGCCUAAUCUUGAACUAUGCGUGCCACGGCCUAUACAGAGACAAAAUCAAGUCUCUGUCGGCCCUCUCUCCCUUGAUUGUGUUGCACAAAAACUCCUACCCCGGGAAGCUCAUCGAGUAUAUCGUCAGAACGAUCUGUGUCUUCGACUUCGGCAAGAAGCUGAGAGUCAACAGCCCGCUCAAUUUGGAGUAUAUCACCGGAGACGAGGAGUACCAGAAGUUCAUGCGGUCACUCGGAGACACCAAGGCGUUGAACGGUGCCUUUGUCGAAACCAGAGAUUUCAUCUUGCGGGGAAGAAACUUGCUCACCGAACAGGUUUACUCCGGCAUGGACUCGAGAGUCCCGGUUUUUAUCUGUCACGGAGAGAACGACAACAUCACCGAUGUGAAUGGAAGCAAGGCAUUUAUCUCAGCGCUAAAUUCAAUCGACGGAAUGGAAAACAAGAAGAUCAGCACCUAUCCGGAUGGUAGACACCAGCUUACAGCAGAUAUCCCUGGUGUUCGCCACCAGGUCAUAGCGGACUUGAUUAAUUUCCUCACCACAAACAAGGACUGA
Molecule: messenger RNA, 954 nt
Organism: Pichia membranifaciens NRRL Y-2026
Lineage: Eukaryota; Fungi; Ascomycota; Pichiomycetes; Pichiales; Pichiaceae
Exons: 1
Coding region: 1-954 (317 amino acids)
Cellular component (GO): membrane
Molecular function (GO): lipase activity
Source: RefSeq, a predicted model, not a curated record